This is a messenger RNA of Musa acuminata subsp. malaccensis (wild Malaysian banana), 2295 nucleotides long. RefSeq names its product aspartate--tRNA ligase, chloroplastic/mitochondrial. Gene Ontology annotation, biological process: aspartyl-tRNA aminoacylation. Gene Ontology annotation, cellular component: mitochondrion; cytoplasm. Lineage: Eukaryota; Viridiplantae; Streptophyta; Magnoliopsida; Zingiberales; Musaceae. The record is from RefSeq and is a predicted model, not a curated record. Gene Ontology annotation, molecular function: ATP binding; nucleic acid binding; aspartate-tRNA ligase activity.
GCGUCGCACCUGAUUCUGUAACGCAUCAUCCAUCCAUGGCGGCCGCGAUACUACGCGUCUCGCCCUUCCUCCUCUCCCCUCACCUCGCCCGCUUCGCUCGCUUCCGCUUCAAGCCCCGAACCUCAUCCAGGCCAAUCUCCGUUUCUCCUCUCCUAUGCUCUUCCUCCUCCACGCCCUCGACUUCUUCGUCCCCCCUUCAACCUCCUCCGGCUGCGGCGUCGGCGACCGCCGAAACCCUAGGUCCCGAUUCCCUCUCGGAGCCUCGGGCCGCGUCCCCCCUUCAGUGGGUUCCGAGAACGGCCCUUUGCGGCGAGCUAGGGCUCGAGGACGUGGGGAAACGAGUCCGGCUCUGCGGCUGGGUCGCCCUCCACCGGGCCCAUGGCGGCCUCACCUUUCUCAACCUCAGGGACAGCUCUGGAAUCGUUCAGGUCGCGACGCUUCCUGAAGAUUAUCCGGAUGCGUAUUCGAUUGCGAAUAAGUUGAGGCUUGAGUAUGUGGUUGCCGUGGAAGGUUUGGUGCGGGCUCGACCGCAGGAAUCUGUGAACAAGAAGAUGAAGACUGGAGAUAUAGAGGUUGUUGCGGAGCAUGUCAUUGUAUUAAAUUCUGUAAAUCGUGCAUUGCCUUUUCCAGUUACCACAGCAGACAGUGUAAAAGAUGUCACCACCGAAGAAAUUCGUUUAAGAUUUCGGUUCCUUGAUCUACGUCGGGCACAAAUGCAGUUUAACCUGAGAUUGCGGCAUAAGGUUGUAAAGCUCAUCCGGAGGUAUCUGGAGGAUGAACAUGAAUUUGUGGAGAUUGAGACUCCAAUAUUAUCUCGAUCCACACCCGAAGGUGCUCGUGAUUAUCUUGUGCCAUCACGUAUUCAGACAGGAACUUUUUAUGCUUUACCUCAAAGUCCACAAUUGUUCAAGCAAAUGCUAAUGGUAUCCGGUUUCGAGAAAUAUUACCAGAUUGCAAGGUGCUUUCGUGAUGAAGAUCUGAGAGCAGAUAGGCAACCUGAGUUCACUCAGCUGGAUAUGGAAUUGGCUUUUACACCUUUGGAGGACAUGCUGAGACUUAAUGAGGACUUAAUAAGACAUAUCUUUCAAGAAAUAGCUGGUAUCCAACUUCCAAAUCCAUUCCCAAGGCUUACCUAUGCUGAAGCAAUGAGUCGAUAUGGGUCAGACAAGCCGGAUCUUCGCUUUAGUCUGGAACUAAGAGAUGUUAGCUCAGUUUUCUCAGGAUGUAAUUUCAAGGUUUUUACAGAUGCAUUAGAAAAGGGUGGCAUCGUUAAAGCAUUGUGUGUGCCUUCAGGUGCACAAAAAUUUUCAAAUACAGCACUCAAGAAGGGUGCUAUCUUUAGUGAAGCAAUUAAAGCAGGAGCAAAGGGUUUACCUUUUGUCAAGGUUUUAGAUAAUGGUGAGCUUGAAGGCGUUGCUGCUUUAACAUCUAAUCUAGAACCUGAAAAUAGAGAAGAAUUGCUGAGACUUUGCUCUGGGAAGGCAGAUGAUCUUAUUUUGUUUGCAGUGGGUCACCAUGCAAUGGUUAACAAGACACUUGACCGGCUCAGAUUAUAUGUGGCACAUGAAAUGCAGUUGAUUAAUUAUACAUCACAUUCAAUCCUGUGGGUGACAGACUUUCCAAUGUUUGAGUGGAAUGAUUCAGAACAGAGAUAUGAGGCCCUCCAUCAUCCUUUCACUGCUCCAAAUCCUGAAGACAUGAAUGACCUUCCCUUGGCCCGUGCUUUGGCUUAUGACAUGGUCUACAAUGGUGUCGAGAUUGGUGGUGGGAGUUUGAGAAUCUAUAAGCGUGAAGUACAAGAAAAGAUUUUGGAAAUUGUUGGCAUUUCUCAUAUGCAGGCAGAAGAAAAAUUUGGUUAUUUAUUGGAGUGUCUGGAUAUGGGUGCUCCUCCACAUGGUGGCAUUGCUUAUGGUUUGGAUCGUCUCGUGAUGCUUUUGGCUGGCUCAAAUUCGAUCCGGGAUGUCAUAGCUUUUCCGAAGACCACAACGGCCCAGUGUGCCCUCACUAAAGCACCAUCUUCAGUCGAUCCCCAGCAAUUGAAGGACCUGUCAUUAGCCAUUCUGUAGAAUAUAUUUAUGAUUUAUUCACGUAUAAUUAAUGUUUGCACUCAAACUUGCAUGUCAUUAUUUCAUUAGCCAGAUCACAUUCUUGAAGAGACCAUUUAUUGAUAAUGGGACGUGUCAGUCAAGGAGCAAAUUCUCUUGCUUUUCUAUUUGGAAGCUGUCACUCUUUAUGAACUAUUAUUACUCGGUUACCAUUACUGGUGAUUAAUAAGAGUCCAACUUUUUUUUGUUU